Molecule: messenger RNA, 4434 nt
Organism: Anoplopoma fimbria (sablefish)
Lineage: Eukaryota; Metazoa; Chordata; Actinopteri; Perciformes; Anoplopomatidae
Gene: znf385a
Product: zinc finger protein 385A
Cellular component (GO): nucleus
Molecular function (GO): zinc ion binding; nucleic acid binding
Source: RefSeq, a predicted model, not a curated record
UUGCGGACCCCUACAAUGAUUCAGCCCCACCUGGACAUGAAACCCUUCCUGCAAUUCCCCAUGGAUACUGCCCCUCCUCCGCACAGCAUGAGCCUCUUCCACAACUUCAACACGAUGGAUCCAGUGCAGAAGGCUGUGAUCAACCACACGUUUGGAGUUCCACUGAUCAAGACCAAGCGGCCAGUCAUCUCCUGUAACGUCUGCCAGAUCCGCUUCAACUCAGAGAGUCAGGCAGAAGCCCAUUACAAAGGAAACCGGCAUGCCAGGAGAGUGAAAGGCAUCGAGACCUCUAAGAGUCGCCCUCAGGAGGGGGACAAGCCUCAGACUGUACCCCCCACCUCCUCCCCGUCCCCGCCCGGCGCCCCUGGCACUGCCCUAGACACCGAGCCAAACAAAGCGGAUGAAACACAGACUCUAUCACAAUUAAACGGGUCCCUGCUGGCCCCGGGGCCCCUUCCCCCUCUUACCACCCCGCCUACCCCACCCCUGGACUCUCCUAUGCCCUCGGUGUGCCCCCUCCUGCCCACCCCGACUCCUCUCCUGAACCCCCCUUCUUCAUCCUCCCCAGGCUGCGGCUUUAACAGCGCCAGCUCAGAGCAGCCUGGAUCUGGACCCCCUGUUUCGGGAGCCGCCGGCACCACAGCGUCCAGCCCGUCCAAUCAGGAGACGGAGGAGGACAAGGCCAAGAAGCUGCUGUACUGCUCACUUUGCAAGGUGGCUGUCAAUUCCCUGUCACAGCUGGAGGCCCACAACAAAGGUACCAAACACAAAACUAUACUGGAGGCACGUAGCGGGCUGGGCCCCAUCAAGGCGUAUCCUCGCCUGGGCCCCAAGCCCAUUGGAGAGCAGGGAGGGGGGCCAGUGGACCCCAACACUCAGGAACGAACCUUCCACUGUGAGAUCUGCAAUGUGCGGGUCAACUCUGAACUGCAACUCAAACAGCACAUAUCAAGUCGAAGGCACCGGGACGGCAUGGCGGGCAAGCCUAACCUCCUCAGCCGACACAAGAAGCACAGGGGAGCUGAUCUGACGUCUUCAUUCUCCUUCUCCAAGGAUCUUACCAAAUGUCUGGGUGCGGGGCUCUUGCCCAGCCCCUUGGCUGUUGCUGCAGCAAUGGCUGCUGCAGCUUCCUCGAACCAGCUGGCUCUGCGUGCAGCAGCUCCUGCGCACCACCCGCACCACCCGCACCACCCACACCAUCACCUAUUGCAAGGCCCUCCUCUCAGCCACGCCAUCCUGAGACCUGCCCCCGGCCCCAUCCGCACCACCCACGGGCCAAUCCUUUUCUCCCCUUACUGACACACCACCCUCUGACUUCGGCCAGUCAGGAGCAGCCACUCCAAAAGCACACUGUGAAGAUACAAACAUGAUCAACAAACAGCAAUUGAUAGGGGAAAAAAUCUAACCAUUUAAAUACUGAACUGCAAGGAGAAAUGCAAGGGAAAGGAGCAGCAGGAAGGAGUGGAUAUGUCUUUCUUCCCUUUACCUGAAACUCUCCCUCCAUUUUAAAGACUUCUUAAUGAUCUGCAGAUGGAAUGAGCAGAGGAGUGACUUUUUAUUAUGCAUUGAACUUCCUUGUUCAUCUCUCACCUCCCCUGGUCCCUCUCCCUUGCACUGUGGCCCUGUCAUGGCCGCCUCGAUAGCGACAAAAAAAACACAUGAACAUCUUUCAAGAAACAUUAAAACGCACAUAGUGUUAUAUAAUUAUUCUGGGCCAGGUUGUUUUUCUCCUGACAUCACGGCUCAACGUGUCGUUUCAUCCUAUGCACCUCAAAAACAAAGACAAUAAUGUUAUGUCAGUAGGGUAGCUGCUUCAAUCGGUCUUUGCUUUUUGCGCCACAUGUAGCUGUGGCGGCCUCAGCGGUACUGUACAUGUCCCCUUCAGCGCCGGAGGCGACAAUCCUUCAGUUUGUGACACUAGGUCCUCACUAGAUACAACAUGACGUGGGCUGACUGGCAGGUGGUACGGCAUCUGAACAUGUCUGAUGGUGGGGGGGUUAAAGAGAGCAGAAAAGUGACUGUGGGGGAUUGCACUCUGCUGUCAUUUCCUGAGACUGUGAGGUGAGAGGAGGGUUGGAAAGGGUGAGUGGAUGAAUUGACUCCAGGCAGCAUGCAGACACACACAAAGGCCCAAACGAAUCUGUGUUUUAAAAUAGACUGCACCAACGGGCACAUCUGCCAACCUCCAUAUCAGUCAGAGAUUGGUCUCACUAAAGGGGAAAGAGGAUGUGAGAAACAGCAGAAAUUGCACAUACUGUACUGCUGUAUAUGAUACAUGAUCCCUAUCUUUAGCUAAGAUUGUGUUUGAUGGCAAAAAUCUGUUAUUUUACUUACAGUAAUGAAAAUUACUGGAGAGCAUAGUUCAUAUAUACUUGGUCAGACAUCUUAAGCCAUCAAAAAGAAAGUGAUCGACAUCCUAACAACUCCCUGGACCUUAUUUGCAGGCUGAUUCACUGUGUAGGUGGGGAGGUUGACUUAGGUGCGACCCUGUGUACUGAUGUAUUUAUGUUGUUUCUGCAUGCUGCCUCUCAAUAAGAUCGUGCAGGGUCAGGCUUCUGCAUCAUUGGGUAGAACUCUUCCAUUGCUGCCCUAAUCUCCUCCUCAACUCCCCCAUCUACAAAGGUUCAUAUGAGUGUAUAGCACAGGGCACAUCAACACUGGCAAACAUAAUGCUCAAAGAGAACAAAUUAAAGAGAGGAAGAUGAAAGCCAAAUACAUUCUUGGAGAAAUGAUCUUGAGCUGGAGUGACAACCGAGCCAGAAGCCCGGCAAGGCCGCCAAGGGCAAGGAGCCAAGACGUCAAGCUCAAGGCAUCGACCGAUAGUUUCCGUCUCACAAAUGAAAGCCAUGAAACGCACCAUGAUUUGUUUUCUUUUACAAAGACUUGUGAGCACUUUGUUUUGUUUGGUUUGGAUUUUUGGUUUGCAUCUAUAUCACACAUGAAGAAGAGCAAAAUAGGAGACACAAUAAAAAUAUUUUUUUAGGUAGGAAAUGUUAAUAACUGCAUCCAUGAAGAAAUAAGAAGAUGGGUGGAAUUAUUGGAUGGUGUUGACUCAGACAGACUGGCAUUCAAGCAGACCGACUGAACUUAUCGGGGAGCCACAAAAGUUUGCUAAGCAGCCGCAGACCUAUCUUGCUCGACAGCUUGAAAACUUUCACCCUUUUCUGAACGAGAUGUACACUGUGCCGUUUCAUUGAGAAGCAAUGAGCUCUAAUGUCUUACCUAUGUCUGAAUAUUGCAAUGCAAUGAGCAAUUUUUAUCAGAGUGACUUGUUAUCAUUGUAACAUGUUGUGACAUGUUGUCUGGAGUCAUGUGUAAACUGGGAGCAUGAUAGCUGACAGACCUUUCAGUUCUUCCAUGAGGAGUAGGCUUCAAAUACUGGCAGGGAUUAAGAGAAAGAUAGAGGUGUAGCUGGGUUUAGGGACCGCCCUUCAUAUUAAAGGGCCUUUUUACGAUGGUAAUCUCUGCUUGGGGAACAGGGUACAACACCAGGUAUCAAGGGAUUAUAGCUAGAGUUGUUCAACAGGCUUCUUUUUUUUUUUUUUUUUGGACUUACAUUAUUUUUUUUUCUUUCUGUGUGUGUGAGAAAUGUGUUUAAGUGAAAAUCCUGAGGAACAAUAUUAAUGCCAUUACAGAAGAAGCUGGCUUGGUGUCAGCUCCCACCGUUGUGCUCUUUUUGUUGCUGAACGAAACCUUCUUUACAUAGUUCACUUAGUGAGUAGAUACUAUUCCAGGAUCCGUGCUCCUUCCUGUUGGUGUGUGUACCAUGUAUUUUAGUGUGUUUUGGGACCUGCUCUCUCCCUACUUCCCACCAAUCACAGACAGAAGCAACCCGGAGAUAUAAAGUGGCCUAACACAAUAAUGGAGACAGAAACCUGCACGUUUGAUUUCAGAAGAUUGAUCAAUUAUUUUGGAUUCUAGAAUCUUGAUCAAUGACCUAAUCAAAGUAGUGUAGUGAUCUUGUCCCUUGUAGGUCGGUCAAGUAGCAGCACCACAGAAAUGUUCAUACUGUGGUAAUUCCCACUCCCCAAUCAUCCUCAUGAUUCACAUAUGGGAAAUAAAUGUUAGUUGCCUAUUUUCUGGGCAGGUAUUUCAUGUUAGCUGUGUUUAGGCUAAUAGCCUUAGCCUUAUUCUGCCCUCAGCCUCUCUCGGCGCAGAGGGAGAGAGAGAGAUGGAGAGGCUAUGGUGUAAUUUUGUCUUGCCAAUAAAGUUAUUUUUGAAUUUCAUUGUCAGAGGGGACAAAGAGUUUGUAUGGCGAAUUGUAGCAAUACCUGACUCAUUCUGGCUACUCUUGUUUAUUGCAAUAAGAAAAUUAAACAAUAAAUGUGUAUGUGAGUAAAACAUUAUAAAUGUAAUUUAAAUGAAAAAGAAACUUUAUGGUAAAAAAGUAUUGGUAUCAAGAGAACCAUGGUGGGAAUAAAAAGUAAAUGUCAA